Molecule: messenger RNA, 2270 nt
Organism: Boeremia exigua
Lineage: Eukaryota; Fungi; Ascomycota; Dothideomycetes; Pleosporales; Didymellaceae
Exons: 3
Coding region: 289-2232 (647 amino acids)
Source: RefSeq, a predicted model, not a curated record
AUUUGAAUAACAGAUGCGUGAAUUCACGGCUGUCGAUCAGAAUUCGGAAAGCGCUGACAAGUAGCCGCUCCUCAAAUUGCGGUGUACAAUGCCCCGCUUACCCUCAGACACUGCACGAAAAGCACAUUGGCAACAAAUGUGACACUUGUGUGCUACCAACAGCUGCGAAGGAGUGCCAAGCGAGGUUUUAGCACGCACCACGUAGUGAGAUCGAGGAAGAGUAUAUGACUAUCACCGCGCCUCAGAGAGGGGUCCCAACUGUCAUCGUGUAUCACUUUGACCAUCAUAAUGGCGCAAGCCACACCGUACGUCCGCGCGCGUUCAGAGCCAUCUGCCUUUGAAUUCGAGGACUCUGCUAAUCGAUCGAAUCCCAGCGCGUAUACAGCUUUACCAACAACUAUGAAUGAUGUACGUGGUUUGAAAGCCCCAAACUCGAUCGGGAUCAGUCGACCGACCAGCGAUAUUUCAAGCGAGCAAGCCGACGGCUCCACGAAGCAUCAUGAGUCCAGAACAUACGCGACACUGGAGAGAGGUGUUGUCCACGAAUGGGGGUCGACUAUAUUCGACGUACUCAUGUCUUUGGUUCCGUUGUUUUUUCUAGUGAUCGCCAUUCUCUGCCUUUCUCUGAACCAGAAACCUGUAUCUACCUAUGGACAAGAUAUCAAAGCCAUAACGCUACUUUCACCUACUAUAUUCCCAAUAGUGUAUGCAGCGAUUUUUGGAAAGCUCCUUCGCCGAGUUGCGCUCUUCAAAGCUGAACGAAGCUCUUCUGUUGGCACACUGGAGCAGCUUUUAGGGAGUCAAUCGUUCUUUGCAAGCGUGGAGAGGCAAUUUGGAAUGCGCCGACUAAACCUGCUAGGAAUCGGAAUCGUGGUAGCGUGGCUUUUGUCGCCUCUUGGGGGUCAAUCGUCACUGAGACUUCUAUCAACAACGGUAUCCGAAAAGGUUAUUCAAACUCCUGCCCGGUAUCAUGCUGUCGAUAUCUUUGGCAGGUGGAAUAUGUAUGGCGAGCACCUUGAAGAUUACUACUGGUCUUCAUAUGCACCCCUGUUUCUCAGCACGCUCCAGACCUCCCGAGACAACUUUAAUGGGUCGAAGGAUCUCUUUGGCAACAUUAGAAUUCCCGAUAUAACUUCUCUGGAACACUUCAAGGACACGACGCCGCCUUCUGAUGACUGGUAUGAUGUUAAAGACACUCCUUCCGUUUCAUACACCUCUCUCCUGGGAUCACCUAUCAGGGACGUUCCAAUGACAGCAAAUGUCACAUUCGAGAUCGAGACCGGAUAUUGGGAAAUCCUAUGUGAUCCGUUCUCUGCAAACUUUUCGUUAAGUCUCAUCAACGAUACCAGGACUGGUCAGAAUGAAACUUCAUUCGACAUGCUCAUUAACGCGCCUGAUGAAGGCAAGAAUUCAACAACCGUGGGCUUCGAGUACCUAACUAGGGUAUCCUAUCGAGAGGCUAUACGUUCGAACUGCACAGCCGAGAUGCGAGCGGUGCACUCCGAGGUCGGUUGCAUUGAAGGCGUGUGCGACGUGCAGCGCAUGCGUCUUUCAAAUCGGGAUAUGUGGCCUAUAUUUGACAACACCUCGUCCUGGGACACUGUACGUUACAUUACUCAGUUCCUUCCCGGUACUGAUCUGGGCUCAACUUCUAAAUUGCGAGUCUCCGAGCUUGUUGAACAGUGGAUGACGGAUCCAUACCUCACAAAUCUGAUUACGAAUUAUCCUGGAUCGUGGGGUGGAGUAAAUCCUGCGCAGAAUCUGACCACCCAAAUGUUCAAUCGUCGCUUGCAGAUGGUCAUCAAUACCUUCACUGAUUCGUGGAUGGGCGUGGACUACCGAGCUGGGCUGGACACAGAGGCGCCAUGGAACAGCACGGAAGCGACCGGCGUUGAGUUCGACACCGAGCGAUAUGUGUGCAAUACCACUUUUGCAGUUCUCACUAUCGUCAUCUCGUCCCUGCUCUUUGCGACAGCUGUGGCCUCGGUGGUCCUAGGUAUCGUGACGAGGGCGCCAGACAUCUUGGGUUACGUAUCAACACUUGCACGCGACAACCCGUAUCUGCAGGAGCACGUCCCAUCGUACCUUGACGGAAUGGAGGCAUCCAGAGCACUUCGCGACGUCCGUGUUAUUGUUGGAGAUGUGCAAAAGGAUGCGGAUGUUGGCCAUGUUGCGUUUGCAUCAAUGCAUGUUGGGCCCGGACGUAUCAGCAGAACGCGAAACUAUGACUAGAGCAGUCUGCUUCGUUAACUUGAGGUUUUAGAUAGGAC